This is a messenger RNA of Hippocampus zosterae (dwarf seahorse), 2094 nucleotides long. RefSeq names its product gastrula zinc finger protein XlCGF17.1-like. The record is from RefSeq and is a predicted model, not a curated record. The transcript is spliced from 2 exons. The coding region runs from base 305 to 1420 and encodes 371 amino acids. Lineage: Eukaryota; Metazoa; Chordata; Actinopteri; Syngnathiformes; Syngnathidae.
GAUGGCCGACGUGUUGCGCAUGCGCACUGCCGAUUUGGUCGUCUCGGCACCACGGAAAGUGGUCUCGGGCGCUGAAUGAUUCUUCCCGAAUGAGUCCCGCCCGUACUCGAGCCUCGGCAUAGAACGUUCAUUUCGAGUCACUUGGACUGGGGCAUCAGAGAUGCGGUCGUGUCCGGAUCAACUCUUCUGGGCGCACGCUGAAGCUAAUGUGGCUAAGGUAGCCAGCUAGCCGCUAAUACAGAGACGCGUUUUAGAAGCGACACAUCGCUCGGAAGAGAUCCAGUGAGCGUGAAGUGCUGGGAACAUGUCUGCGAGAAAGACGGCGGGAUACAAAGGGGAACUUUGUGGAACGGAAGAGGACAUCAAGCCACGACGUCACCUUUGCCAGUUGGAACCUCGUCACGUCUUACACAGAGCAGGCAUCGGCGAAGAAUAUCUCCACCCUGAGCAACAGGAGCCAGAGUCCGUCCUAAUGAAAGUGGAGGAGGAGGGGCAGGCGGAGACGCCAGACAUCAAAGAAGAAGAGCGGGAGGAUGCAAUCAGCAAGUUUCCAUCGACCGCCGUCUCCGUGAAGGGCGAAGAAGCUGAUGGAGGGCAGCGCGGAGGAGCCCAAUGGGACGGCCUCAUCCCGCCGCUUUCGGACGGCGACGACGCGACGUCACGCUCUUCGGACACCGACGGCGAUGAGCACUCCAAAGGUGAUGCGACGCGUCACGCUGGCAGUCGACGAGUGAAAUGUGCUCAGUGUGACAAAACUUUUUUCAGCAAGUCAAACUUGAAAAAGCACAAAGUCACCCACACGGGCGAAAAGCCAUUUGCCUGCUCGGUUUGCUUGAAAAGGUUUUCCCUCAACGACAGCUUAAAAAGACACACAAGAACACACACCGGAGAAAAACCUUUUGCCUGCUUAGUUUGCGGCAAAAGAUUCACUCAAAGGUGGACGCUAACGGCUCACGCCAGAACACACACCGGGGAAAAACCCUUUGCCUGCUCCGUGUGCGCUAAACGGUUUUACGUGAAAGGCGAGUUAAAAAAACACACGACGACGCACACUGGGGAGAAACGCUUUGUCUGCUCAGUUUGUGGAAAAACAUUUUAUCGAAACAAGGAUUUAACGAGUCACAUAAGAACGCACACCGGGGAGAAACCUUUUGCCUGCUCAGUUUGCGGUCAAACGUUUCCUGUCAAGCAGAAUCUAACGAGGCACUCGAGAACACACACCGGCGAGAGACCGUUUGCCUGCUCGGUUUGCGGUCAGACCUUUUCGGGAAAGCAAAAUUUAACAACGCACGCAAGGAUACACACGGGGGAGAAACCUUUUGCCUGCUCAAUUUGCGAUAAAAGAUUCUCCAGGAAGAGGCAUUUGACCAGCCACAAAGGAAAACACACUGGUGAAAAAGCUUUUGCCUGCUCCGUUUGAGCUCAAGCAUUUUCUAAGGAUCCAGAUUUAACAAGCCACCCAAAACUCUGGAGUUUUCUCUCCGCAGUAUUUCAAAAGCGACAGGCCACAGACAAAAAAAAAAAACCCACACGAGGGACUGAAACAUAUCAAAUUAAAUAUUAAAGUAUCCAUACAAAAGUUGAAAAAAACAGCUGUAAAGAUAAAACGCUGUCUGCUGAACGCAAGCGAGCGUUAAGCGUUUAUUAACAUUUGCCAUUUGGCCAACAAGUGAACCUCCGUAACCUUUUCGUCGCAAGCAAUCUUUCUUCAGAGCAAAAGGAAAGGGUUGGCUCCAUUCACAGAAAUAAAAGCAUAAAUAUCUGACAUCAGUUGUUUAGGAAUGGGCAAUUCCAUAAUUAAUAAAAAAACUUUUUCGUCUCUUUAUCUUUUUUUUUUGGUUGUUGCAUUGUUGGAGAAAGACUUUGCAUGGGUACUGAAUGAUUCCAAAAGUAUUCUUUUCAAAAUCCCUUCGCUGUUUUUUCUUUUCGUCUCUUUACAUGGCUACUUUUUGUAUCUUUAACUUUGCUUUGAAAUGUCUUGAAGUGGUUUUGGUUGAAAAUGCCUUUAGGUGCUCUGCUUUUGUUUGCGUGAAGCACAUUGACUUGUCUCGUGUAUGAAAUGUGCCAUACGAAUAAAGCUGCCUUGGCUCGAAA